AUGAAGAAAACUAAUAUAGAUAAGAAUAAUGAGGGGGGAAAGGAGAUGCCUAAGAAUAAAUUAUCAUUUGUUAAAUUUAUUACUUUUCAUUGGAUAACCAAAUUAAUAAAUAGUAUAAAUAAUGCUGAAGAUUUUAUUUUGCCAAAUAUUGGAAGGAAACCAAUCAUAGGGUAUUAUGAAUAUUAUUUGAUGAAAAAUUUAAAAGUUUUCAGAAAAAAAAAAAAAUCGUUUAUAAGUCGAUUUUUUUCCAAAAUUUUGAGUUUUACUGUUAAUUUAAAAAAAAGUGAUAGAAAUAAAAAAAAUAGGAAUAGAAUUAAAGAUGAUGAUUAUUUUUAUGAAUAUAACAGAGGAAUUAUUGCGGCAUUGACUUAUACUUUCAAACAACCAGUGUUGAUUAUAUCACUCCUUUAUAUAUUACACGCAUUAUUUUUAGUGUUUGUUGCUAUUUGUAUAGAAAAAUAUAUAUCAAUCAUAAAAGGACAUCACGUUUUUUCUCCAUUAUUACAAUCUAAAACUGCAAAACUAUUAUCUGCAUUUGUUCUUAUAAUGGUAUUAUCCUUGAAUUUAUUUAUGGAUUCGGCCGUUAGUUAUAUACAUAACAAACUGAUAAUUGAUAUGGAGGUAACUGUUAUGCAUUUUUUGUAUAAAAUAAAUAUGGGAGUAUUUAAUCAUUGUAUAUUAAACCAAUAUCAUGAUGAUAAUAAUAAUAAUUUACAUGAAAUAAGUAACAAUAAUAGUGAAAAUAGUACUUGCGCAAAUAUAGAUUCUUAUAAAAAUAAUACACAUGGCACAUCCAAAAAUUAUAUUAUAAAAGUUGAAAAUGAAGAUGAAAAUGCAGAAUAUAAAAAUGAAACAAAUCAAAGUAAUGCCAAUACCACUAUAAGCACAAAUAACCUUACCGAUUUUUCAAAAAAAAAUGAUUUAAAUAAUAAAUUAGAAGAUAAUGAAAAUGUGAUUGAACAUAAUAAUGGCGAUGGUGGUAUUAACAUAUAUAAUAUUAUGUUUAUAGAUACACCAUCUUUAAUAUAUUUUAUAUCUUCUGCAAUCAUAGCUAAUGGAAUGCUUAUUAAAUUGGUAAUAUCAUUUUAUAUGUUUUAUCAUAAAAUGGGAAAAGAUUCUAUUAUAAUUGGAAUAUUUUUAGUAUUAUUAUUGUAUGGAAUUAUAUUAUUAUGCGAAUUAAUAUCAAGUAUGCUUAAAAAAAAAUACUUAAAAUAUCAGGAUAAAAGAAUAGAUAACAUGAAUCAUGUUUUAAAAGAAUAUAAAUUAAUGAAAAUGUUUAAUUGGGAAUCUAUAGCAUUUGAUUAUGUAAAUAAAUUUAGGGAAAAGGAAUUGAAGUAUUGUAAAUACAGAAUUUAUUUGAGUUCUAUAAGUAAUUAUAUUAAUGCCAUUUCCGUUCAUUGUGUAGAAAUAGUUAUAUUUUUUGUUUACAUUAGAAACAAGCUAAAUAAUAAUGAUCAAAUUGAUGUUAAUUCGGUAAUUACACCCCUUUUUGUUUAUAAAUCGUUAAUUAACGGAAUUGUAAGUUUUCCAACUAUAUUCAAUAAUUUAUUAGAAGGCCCUAUCAGUAAUGACCGUGUGAAUAAAUAUAUUAACCAUUAUUUUCAUGACAAUAUCUCCAGUAAGCUUUUUUAUUCUAAAAUUAAAAAUGAAAAAAAAAAUAGCCAUUUAAAAAAAAAAAAUAAUAAUUAUAUGAACAUGCAAGGUAAAUCAGAGAAAAUUAUUCCUUCCAAAAAAAAUACAUUUUAUACUAGCUUUUUAAACAUGUUUUCAAAUGACGAUUAUUAUUAUAGUAGUAAUUAUAAUGAUCAUGGUAGCAAUACAACGAAUUUUGAAUGGGAAAAUGAAAAUAAUAAAAUAUAUCGAAAUAAUAGUGGCGACCAUAUUAAUAACAAAAUAGUAACAAUAGACAUUUUAAAUAAAAAUAGUAAAAUGAACGAAAUAAAUGAGGGUAUUAAAUCAAAAAAUAUUCUUGAUGAAAAAUAUGGAAUAGAUAAAAAAACAAUUAUAAAAUUGGAAAAUUGUAAUUAUAAACCAGUGAAAUUUGAAAACAAUUAUAAUCAAUCCAAAAAUAUGAAAUUGAAAAAUGUAAAUUUUACAUUAAAAAAUAAUACUAUAGCAAUAAUAAUAGGUGAUAUUGGAUCAGGGAAAACAUUAUUUUUUAAUUCCAUUCUUGGGAAGUUUAAAUUAUUAAAUGGAAAUUAUUAUAUUAAAAAUUUUAUAUAUGAUAUGCCAGUUUUAUAUGCACCUCAAAUUAAUUGGCUAUCUGAUGGGACGAUCAGAUCAAUGAUAACAUUUGAAAAUGAAUUCGAUCCAUAUAUUUAUUAUUUAGCUAUUUCGCAAAGUGAGCUAAUAAAUGAUAUAUAUUCUUUUAAAAAUUUGGAUAUGCGAUAUGUAAAUGAUGAACAUAGUUUAAGUAAAGGGCAAAAAUCGAGAAUAUCAUUAGCACGAUCUUUAUAUUAUCAUUAUAUAAAUAUGAAACAAUUAUGUACUGAAUAUAUAGAAAUGAAAAAUGCUGAAGAAAGCACAUUUGAUAGUACAAAGGAAAGUAAUUUUGGCUUAAAUAAAUUCGCAACAAAUUAUUAUGAUAAAAAUAUUUCUAAUAUGAAAUCAGUACAUAUUUCAAAAUCCAUUAAAAAUUUCACAUUGCAUAACGAUAAUCAAUUUGAAAAUUCAAUAAACCCUAAUAUAUAUAAUGAUGAGUCUGAACAAAUUAAAGGAAAUAAUAAAAAUAGUAAAAGCGAUACUAACAGUUUUAUUAGUGAUUGUAAAUUUUCAUAUUCAGAUUUACAAUUCUUGAUGAAUAAUAACUAUUUAAAAGACUGUUUAGAGAAAAACGAUAUGUCAUAUUUAUAUUUAUUAGAUGAUAUAUUCACUUCAUUAGAUCCAUAUAUUUCAAGAAAUAUAUUUUAUAAUUUAUUUUGUGAUAAAGAAAAAUUGAAAAUUAUUAAAAACCAUUGUGGAAUUGUCAUAACAAUCAAUGAAAAUGCAUUUAAUAGUUUUAUAAUGAAAGACAUUAUAGAAAAUAUUCAAUAUAAUGUGGAUAUAUAUAAAUUGGAAAAUGGAUCAUUAGACUUUCAAGGUAAUAUAAAUGAAUAUAUACAAAAGAAAAAUAUACAAAUAAAAGCUUCUGAUGUAAUAAUUAAAAAAGAAACAGAAAAUGAAAAAAGAGAAAAAAUGCUUUCAUUUUUCAAAAAAACAGGAAUAUCAAUGAAUUGUUCUAAAAUGAGUGAUCAAGUAUUUUAUAUGUCAAUGUCAUUAGAAUUAUGCUAUCAAAAUAAUCCACAAACAGAAGUUGAAAUUACAAAUAGUGAUAAUAUUGAGAGCUCUUUGAGCACUAGUGUUAUUUACAAAAAAGAUAAUUCAUAUUUCGAUAAAAAUAAUAUAAUAUAUAAUAAAAUUAUUUUAUUGAAGGAAUUGAAACUUUUACACCAUAUUAAAGCAGAAGCUAAUAAUGAAACACCCAAUAUAAAUAAAAAAUUUACUAUACUAAUGAAUAAUCAUUUUAAUAAAAUUGUAAAUGAAUCAAUUUUAAAGGAUCGAAUUCAUAAUAUUAGUACAUAUGAAAUGGCAAAAAUAAAGAAAGAUCAAAUUAGGAAAUAUAUUGGAAAUUUUAUUGUAGAUACAAAAGGAAAUAAUGAAAUGAAAUGUUUAAAAAACAAAAAAACACAUAUAAACGAAUUUGAAGAAAUUAAUGCAAUGUUAAAAAAAAACUUAAAAGAACAUUAUACGUAUUAUAAUAAUUAUAUCAGAUAUAAUAGUAAUAAUGAUACUAAUAUAGAUGUAGCUAGGAAAGGAAAUAUAAAUUUUGAGACAUUUAGAUGGUAUUUUAGAAGUAUUGGUAAUGCAAUUAUAAUUUGUAUUAUUAUAUUUAUCAUAUUUUCUAUAUUUUUAGAUGAAGUAAAAAAUAUGUUAUUAUUUUUAGUUAGCGCGUUAUUAAAAACAAAAGACAAAUCUUAUGAAGAAAUAAUACAAACAAAAUUAGUAUAUUUAAAAUAUUUUAUUUUAUUGCCAUCAUUAUCUUUAGUAACCACUUUUAUAUCUUAUAUGGUAAUUGCACAUGGAAUAAUGAUAUCAGCAAAGGCAAUUCACACAGAAGUAUUUAAAAGUAUGCUAUAUGCCCCUAUUCAUGCAUUUUAUAGUCAUAAUAUAGGGAAUAUAAUUAAUAGAUUUAUAAUAGAUAUUCACACAUUAGAUAAUGGGAUAAUUAAACGAUGUUAUAAAUCAUUUUUUACUGUUUCCAAAUUUAUAUCAACCGUUAUUUUAUUAAUAUUUAUGUUUAAGAAAACAUAUAUUAUGUUACCAUUUAUUAUAUUAAUUGUUUAUUAUGGAAUUUUCAAAAAAUAUUCAUUAGCCUGUAAAGAAGCUCAAAGAGGAUAUUUAUGUUCGCAUUCUCCAAUUUGCUCCAUAUUUAGUAAUACUAUACAUGGAAAAGAUAUUAUAAAUUUAUAUAAAAAAAAUUAUUGUAUUUUGAAAAAAUUUGAAAACAGUAUUUAUGCACUUCGAAAUUUUACUUUAUUCAAAUGGGGUAUAACUGCAUGGGCAUCGUUAUAUAUACAAUUAGUAGGUUUAUGCUUAACAUCAUUUUAUAUUUUAUAUCCGCAUGUUUUUUCAAUAUUCAAAAAUUCUUCUGAGCAUAUUGAUAUAGAUGUAGAUGAUUAUAUAAGUUAUAGUGAAGUUAUUGGAUAUUGUAUAACAUUUUCAUGUAGUUUAGGAUAUAUAAUAAAAUCAUUUUUAUAUGAUUAUACACAUGUAGAAAAAGAAAUGUGCAGUAUUCAGAGAUUAGAAGAAUUAUCAAAAAUAAAAAAUAUUAGUGAUGAAACAAGUUUUACUCAAAUUGAAAAUCAUGAAUAUUCAUAUGAGAAUAAUAAAAACGUUGAAAAUGCUAAUUAUCUAAAUAACAAAACUGAGGAUGGCAUAUUAAUAACUCCAAGCCAAUUUCCAAAAUCAAAAUAUGGGCUUGAAUUUAAAAAUGUUUAUGUUAGUUAUAAAAAAAAAGUAUAUAUAGAUAAAUUAAAAAAUAUAUAUUAUUAUGCAAAUGAAAAAUCAUGUUUAAGGAAUAUAAAUUUUUAUGCUUUAAAAAGUCAAAACAUUGGAAUUAUUGGAAAAUCUGGAGCAGGAAAAAGUACAAUAGUUAUGGCAAUAUUAGGAUUAAUAUCUACAUCAAAAGGGGAAAUAAAAAUUGAUGGAAGGGAUAUAAGAAGUAUUCCCUUAAAUGAAAAAAAAAAAAUAAUAGGUAUUUUACCUCAAUCAUCUUUUGUUUUUUCACAUUGGAAUAUAAGAACUUAUAUAGAUCCUUAUCAAAAAUUUUCUGAUAAUGAAAUUAUUGAUGCUUUUGAAACAAUUGGAAUAAACCUUACGUGUGCAGAUUUAAAUAAAUAUAUAUACAAAACAAAAAAAAAAAUGAAUGAAUAUGAUAAAUCUAAAUAUACAAAAACAAAUAAAAAAUAUAAUGAAAAUUAUAUAUUAAUGUCCGAUGAUUCAAUACGAUAUUUAUCAUUAGUACGAAUAUAUUUGAACAGAAAUAAUUAUAAGUUAUUAUUGAUUGAUGAAAUACCUGUUGUGAAUUUUAAUAAAAAUAAUAGCGAAUUUAAUAAUUUUUUUACAAAAAAUUUAAAGCCAUUUGAUUAUAUAAUUGAAAAUUAUUUUAAACAUAUUACUAUUUUAAUCAUUUCCCAUGAUACAAGAACUCUAUCAUCUUGUGAUUUUAUUUGUGUUGUUUCUAAGGGGGAGAUUGUAUAUAAAUGUAAUUAUUCAGACGUAGAAACACAAACACAAUUAGCUAAUAUUAUACAGAACCAGGCAAAUUGA
Messenger RNA from Plasmodium berghei ANKA, 5808 nucleotides. RefSeq names its product ABC transporter C family member 2. Gene Ontology annotation, molecular function: ABC-type transporter activity; ATP hydrolysis activity; ATP binding. The record is from RefSeq and is a predicted model, not a curated record. The transcript has a single exon. Bases 1 to 5808 code for a protein of 1935 amino acids. Gene Ontology annotation, biological process: transmembrane transport. Gene Ontology annotation, cellular component: membrane. NCBI's taxonomy places the organism in Eukaryota, Apicomplexa, Aconoidasida, Haemosporida, Plasmodiidae.